Molecule: messenger RNA, 294 nt
Organism: Plasmodium fragile
Lineage: Eukaryota; Apicomplexa; Aconoidasida; Haemosporida; Plasmodiidae
Exons: 1
Coding region: 1-294 (97 amino acids)
Source: RefSeq, a predicted model, not a curated record
AUGGAAAUGUCAAUAAAAUGCGCAAGUAACAAUCACGACUAUGUAUUCGUGCUUUCACUCUUUUUAUAUAUUCUUUUCGACUUCUUAAUUAAACAUAGAAAUAAUAGUGUCAGGACAACCCUUUUAACAGUUUUAAUGCAUAUGCUUGAGCACCCAAUAAUGUUAAGUAAAACCCCGGGCAUGGUUUACGCAUUGGUACAAAUAUUUGUGCGCUUUUCUGGUAGCCACAUAAGCAUAAAACAUAAUUUAAAAUUAAGCACAAAUGGUGAUAUGCUGUAUGCCUACGUUAUAUAG